This is a messenger RNA of Oryzias latipes (Japanese medaka), 12242 nucleotides long. The record is from RefSeq and is a predicted model, not a curated record. Lineage: Eukaryota; Metazoa; Chordata; Actinopteri; Beloniformes; Adrianichthyidae.
AUGCUGCAUUCACUUCACCCACAACAAGUUUACCAUCCUCAAGUGCCACAGCUGCUGCCAAAGCCAUUACUUCAUCCUACAACAGAAACUACAGAAGCUGCAACACCCAUUGCUACAACUGCUCCAACAACCUUAUCUGAAACUUCACCAAGUACCAGUGGGACCUCUGCUACAACACCUGCUGAGACAACAACACUGACUAGCAAGAGCAUUGCAAGCACAGAGGAGACUUCCACAACCACCAAUGGUCAACCAAACACAGAGUUUUCCACAACCAGUGCCAUUGUUGAAACAUCCACAGUUCCUUCAACAACUACAUCUGUUAUUGGGACUACUACAACACCUGCAGAGCAGACUACAUAUAUUUCAUCAACACCUGAUGCUUCUACUUUGAGCUCUACUGUUUCGGCAUCUUCCACUGCCAAGACUGCCACAGAUGCUCUAACGACAGCUCUUGACAUUAUUACCACAACAACACCAGCUACAAACUCCCAGAGUACACCUGGCUCAAGUACAAGCACUCUUCCUGAAUUAUCGACAUCAGCAAGUGUUUUUACUCCCACAGUCCCGUUGACAGAGACCACCACUGCACAAACACACCCACAAAGUAGUGGUUUCUCAACCGUCACAAACUCCCUGUUUACAACAGAAUAUCCUACAACUGUGCCCACUAGCACUGUGGCCUCAUCAAAUGCUGCAUUCACUUCACCCACAACAAGUUUACCAUCCUCAAGUGCCACAGCUGCUGCCAAAGCCAUUACUUCAUCUACAACAGAAACUACAGAAGCUGCAACAUCCAUUUCUACAACUGCUCCAACAACCUUAUCUGAAACUUCACCAAGUACCAGUGGGACCUCUGCUACAACACCUGCUGAGACAACAACACUGACUAGCAAGAGCAUUGCAAGCACAGAGGAGACUUCCACAACCACCAAUGGUCAACCAAACACAGAGUUUUCCACAACCAGUGCCAUUGUUGAAACAUCCACAGUUCCUUCAACAACUACAUCUGUUAUUGGGACUACUACAACACCUGCAGAGCAGACUACAUAUAUUUCAUCAACACCUGAUGCUUCUACUUUGAGCUCUACUGUUUCGGCAUCUUCCACUGCCAAGACUGCCACAGAUGCUCUAACGACAGCUCUUGACAUUAUUACCACAACAACACCAGCUACAAACUCCCAGAGUACACCUGGCUCAAGUACAAGCACUCUUCCUGAAUUAUCGACAUCAGCAAGUGUUUCUACUCCCACAGUCCCGUUGACAGAGACCACCACUGCACAAACACACCCACAAAGUAGUGGUUUCUCAACCGUCACAAACUCCCUGUUUACAACAGAAUAUCCUACAACUGUGCCCACUAGCACUGUGGCCUCAUCAAAUGCUGCAUUCACUUCACCCACAACAAGUUUACCAUCCUCAAGUGCCACAGCUGCUGCCAAAGCCAUUACUUCAUCUACAACAGAAACUACAGAAGCUGCAACAUCCAUUUCUACAACUGCUCCAACAACCUUAUCUGAAACUUCACCAAGUACCAGUGGGACCUCUGCUACAACACCUGCUGAGACAACAACACUGACUAGCAAGAGCAUUGCAAGCACAGAGGAGACUUCCACAACCACCAAUGGUCAACCAAACACAGAGUUUUCCACAACCAGUGCCAUUGUUGAAACAUCCACAGUUCCUUCAACAACUACAUCUGUUAUUGGGACUACUACAACACCUGCAGAGCAGACUACAUAUAUUUCAUCAACACCUGAUGCUUCUACUUUGAGCUCUACUGUUUCGGCAUCUUCCACUGCCAAGACUGCCACAGAUGCUCUAACGACAGCUCUUGACAUUAUUACCACAACAACACCAGCUACAAACUCCCAGAGUACACCUGGCUCAAGUACAAGCACUCUUCCUGAAUUAUCGACAUCAGCAAGUGUUUCUACUCCCACAGUCCCGUUGACAGAGACCACCACUGCACAAACACACCCACAAAGUAGUGGUUUCUCAACCGUCACAAACUCCCUGUUUACAACAGAAUAUCCUACAACUGUGCCCACUAGCACUGUGGCCUCAUCAAAUGCUGCAUUCACUUCACCCACAACAAGUUUACCAUCCUCAAGUGCCACAGCUGCUGCCAAAGCCAUUACUUCAUCUACAACAGAAACUACAGAAGCUGCAACAUCCAUUUCUACAACUGCUCCAACAACCUUAUCUGAAACUUCACCAAGUACCAGUGGGACCUCUGCUACAACACCUGCUGAGACAACAACACUGACUAGCAAGAGCAUUGCAAGCACAGAGGAGACUUCCACAACCACCAAUGGUCAACCAAACACAGAGUUUUCCACAACCAGUGCCAUUUUUGAAACAUCCACAGUUCCUUCAACAACUACAUCUGUUCUUGGGACUACUACAACACCUGCAGAGCAGACUACAUAUAUUUCAUCAACACCUGAUGCUUCUACUUUGAGCUCCACUGUUUCGGCAUCUUCCACUGCCAAGACAGCCACAGAUGCUCUAACGACAGCUCUUGACAUUAUUACCACAACAACAUCAGCUACAAACUCCCAGAGUACACCUGACUCAAGUACAAGCACUCUUCCUGAAUUAUCGACAUCAGCAAGUGUUUCUACUCCCACAGUUCCAUUGACAGAGACCACCACUGAACAAACACACCCACAAAGUAGUGGUUUCUCAACCGUCACAAACUCCCUGUUUACAACAGAAUAUCCUACAACUGUGCCCACUAGCACUGUGGCCUCAUCAAAUGCUGCAUUCACUUCACCCACAACAAGUUUACCAUCCUCAAGUGCCACAGCUGCUGCCAAAGCCAUUACUUCAUCUACAACAGAAACUACAGAAGCUGCAACAUCCAUUUCUACAACUGCUCCAACAACCUUAUCUGAAACUUCACCAAGUACCAGUGGGACCUCUGCUACAACACCUGCUGAGACAACAACACUGACUAGCAAGAGCAUUGCAAGCACAGAGGAGACUUCCACAACCACCAAUGGUCAACCAAACACAGAGUUUUCCACAACCAGUGCCAUUUUUGAAACAUCCACAGUUCCUUCAACAACUACAUCUGUUCUUGGGACUACUACAACACCUGCAGAGCAGACUACAUAUAUUUCAUCAACACCUGAUGCUUCUACUUUGAGCUCCACUGUUUCGGCAUCUUCCACUGCCAAGACAGCCACAGAUGCUCUAACGACAGCUCUUGACAUUAUUACCACAACAACAUCAGCUACAAACUCCCAGAGUACACCUGACUCAAGUACAAGCACUCUUCCUGAAUUAUCGACAUCAGCAAGUGUUUCUACUCCCACAGUCCCAUUGACAGAGACCACCACUGAACAAACACACCCACAAAGUAGUGGUUUCUCAACCGUCACAAACUCCCUGUUUACAACAGAAUAUCCUACAACUGUGCCCACUAGCACUGUGGCCUCAUCAAAUGCUGCAUUCACUUUACCCACAACAAGUUUACCAUCCUCAAGUGCCACAGCUGCUGCCAAAGCCAUUACUUCAUUUACAACAGAAACUACAGAAGCUGCAACAUCCAUUUCUACAACUGCUCCAACAACCUUAUCUGAAACUUCACCAAGUACCAGUGGGACCUCUGCUACAUUACCUGCUGAGACAACAACACUGACUAGCAAGAGCAUUGCAAGCACAGAGGGGACUUCCACAACCACCAAUGGUCAACCAAACACAGAGUUUUCCACAACCAGUGCCAUUGUUGAAACAUCCACAGUUCCUUCAACAACUACAUCUGUUAUUGGGACUACUACAACACCUGCAGAGCAGACUACAUAUAUUUCAUCAACACCUGAUGCUUCUACUUUGAGCUCAACAGUUACGGCAUCUUCCACUGCCAAGACUGCCACAGAUGCUCUAACGACAGCUCUUGACAUUAUUACCACAACAACACCAGCUACAAGCUCCCAGAGUACACCUGGCUCAAGUACAAGGACUCUUCCUGAAUUAUCAACAUCAGCAAGUGUUUCUACUCCCACAGUCCCGUUGACAGAGACCACCACUGCACAAACACACCCACAAAGUAGUGGUUUCUCAACCGUCACAAACUCCCUGUUUACAACAGAAUAUCCUACAACUGUGCCCACUAGCACUGUGGCCUCAUCAAAUGCUGCAUUCACUUCACCCACAACAAUUUACCAUCCUCAACAAGACAUUGCAAGCACAGAGGAGACUUCCACAACCACCAAUGGUCAACCAAACACAGAGUUUUCCACAACCAGUGCCAUUGUUGAAACAUCCACAGUUCCUUCAACAACUACAUCUGUUAUUGGGACUACUACAACACCUGCAGAGCAGACUACAUAUAUUUCAUCAACACCUGAUGCUUCUACUUUGAGCUCUACAGUUUCGGCAUCUUCCACUGCCAAGACUGCCACAGAUGCUCUAACGACAGCUCUUGACAUUAUUACCACAACAGCACCAGCUACAAACUCCCAGAGUACACCUGGCCCAAGUACAAGCACUCUUCCUGAAUUAUCGACAUCAGCAAGUGUUUUUACUCCCACAGUCCCAUUGACAGAGACCACCACUGCACAAACACACCCACAAAGUAGUGGUUUCUCAACCGUUACAAACUCCCUGUUUACAACAGAAUAUCCUACAACUGUGCCCACUAGCACUGUGGCCUCAUCAAAUGCUGCAUUCACUUCACCCAUAACAAGUUCACCAUCCUCAAGUGCCACAGCUGCUGCCAAAGCCAUUACUUCAUCCACAACAGAAACUACAGAAGCUGCAACAUCCAUUGCUCCAACUGCUCCAACAACCUUAUCUGAAUCUUCACCAAGUACCAGUGGGACCUCUGCUACAACACCUGCUGAGACAACAACACUGACUAGCAAGAGCAUUGCAAGCACAGAGGAGACUUCCACAACCACCAAUGGUCAACCAAACACAGAGUUUUCCACAACCAGUGCCAUUGUUGAAACAUCCACAGUUCAUUCAACAACUACAUCUGUUAUUGGGACUACUACAACACCUGCAGAGCAGACUACAUAUAUUUCAUCAACACCUGAUGCUUCUACUUUGAGCUCUACAGUUUCGGCAUCUUCCACUGCCAAGACUGCCACAGAUGCUCUAACGACAGCUCUUGACAUUAUUACCACAACAGCACUAGCUACAAACUCCCAGAGUACACCUGGCCCAAGUACAAGCACUCUUCCUGAAUUAUCGACAUCAGCAAGUGUUUUUACUCCCACAGUCCCAUUGAGAGAGACCACAUCUGCACAAACACACCCACAAAGUAGUGGUUUCUCAACCGUCACAAACUCCCUGUUUACAACAGAAUAUCCUACAACUGUGCCCACUAGCACUGUGGCCUCAUCAAAUGCUGCAUUCACUUUACCCACAACAAGUUUACCAUCCUCAAGUGCCACAGCUGCUGCAAAAGCCAUUACUUCAUCCACAACAGAAACUACAGAAGCUGCAACAUCCAUUGCUCCAACUGCUCCAACAACCUUAUCUGAAUCUUCACCAAGUACCAGUGGGACCUCUGCUACAACACCUGCUGAGACAACAACACUGACUAGCAAGAGCAUUGCAAGCACAGAGGAGACUUCCACAACCACCAAUGGUCAACCAAACACAGAGUUUUCCACAACCAGUGCCAUUGUUGAAACAUCCACAGUUCAUUCAACAACUACAUCUGUUAUUGGGACUACUACAACACCUGCAGAGCAGACUACAUAUAUUUCAUCAACACCUGAUGCUUCUACUUUGAGCUCUACAGUUUCGGCAUCUUCCACUGCCAAGACUGUCACAGAUGCUCUAACGACAGCUCUUGACAUUAUUACCACAACAGCACCAGCUACAAACUCCCAGAGUACACCUGGAGUCCCAUUGACAGAGACCACCACUGCACAAACACACCCACAAAGUAGUGGUUUCUCAACCGUUACAAACUCCCUGUUUACAACAGAAUAUCCUACAACUGUGCCCACUAGCACUGUGGCCUCAUCAAAUGCUGCAUUCACUUUACCCACAACAAGUUUACCAUCCUCAAGUGCCACAGCUGCUGCAAAAGCCAUUACUUCAUCCACAACAGAAACUACAGAAGCUGCAACAUCCAUUGCUCCAACUGCUCCAACAACCUUAUCUGAAUCUUCACCAAGUACCAGUGGGACCUCUGCUACAACACCUGCUGAGACAACAACACUGACUAGCAAGAGCAUUGCAAGCACAGAGGAGACUUCCACAACCACCAAUGGUCAACCAAACACAGAGUUUUCCACAACCAGUGCCAUUGUUGAAACAUCCACAGUUCAUUCAACAACUACAUCUGUUAUUGGGACUACUACAACACCUGCAGAGCAGACUACAUAUAUUUCAUCAACACCUGAUGCUUCUACUUUGAGCUCCACUGUUUCGGCAUCUUCCACUGCCAAGACUGCCACAGAUGCUCUAACGACAGCUCUUGACAUUAUUACCACAACAGCACCAGCUACAACCUCCCAGAGUACACCUGGCCCAAGUACAAGCACUCUUCCUGAAUUAUCGACAUCAGCAAGUGUUUUUACUCCCACAGUCCCAUUGACAGAUACCACCACUGCACAAACACACCCACAAAGUAGUGGUUUCUCAACCGUUACAAACUCCCUGUUUACAACAGAAUAUCCUACAACUGUGCCCACUAGCACUGUGUUCUCUUUAAAUGCUGCAUUCACUUCACCCACAACAAGUUCACCAUCCUCAAGUGCCACAGCUGCUGCCAAAGCCAUUACUUCAUCCACAACAGAAACUACAGAAGCUGCAACAUCCAUUGCUCCAACUGCUCCAACAACCUUAUCUGAAUCUUCACCAAGUACCAGUGGGACCUCUGCUACAACACCUGCUGAGACAACAACACUGACUAGCAAGAGCAUUGCAAGCACAGAGGAGACUUCCACAACCACCAAUGGUCAACCAAACACAGAGUUUUCCACAACCAGUGCCAUUGUUGAAACAUCCACAGUUCAUUCAACAACUACAUCUGUUAUUGGGACUACUACAACACCUGCAGAGCAGACUACAUAUAUUUCAUCAACACCUGAUGCUUCUACUUUGAGCUCUACAGUUUCGGCAUCUUCCACUGCCAAGACUGCCACAGAUGCUCUAACGACAGCUCUUGACAUUAUUACCACAACAGCACCAGCUACAAACUCCCAGAGUACACCUGGCCCAAGUACAAGCACUCUUCCUGAAUUAUCGACAUCAGCAAGUGUUUUUACUCCCACAGUCCCAUUGAGAGAGACCACAUCUGCACAAACACACCCACAAAGUAGUGGUUUCUCAACCGUUACAAACUCCCUGUUUACAACAGAAUAUCCUACAACUGUGCCCACUAGCACUGUGGCCUCAUCAAAUGCUGCAUUCACUUCACCCAUAACAAGUUCACCAUCUUCAAGUGCCACAGCUGCUGCCAAAGCCAUUACUUCAUCCACAACAGAAACUACAGAAGCUGCAACAUCCAUUGCUCCAACUGCUCCAACAACCUUAUCUGAAUCUUCACCAAGUACCAGUGGGACCUCUGCUACAACACCUGCUGAGACAACAACACUGACUAGCAAGAGCAUUGCAAGCACAGAGGAGACUUCCACAACCACCAAUGGUCAACCAAACACAGAGUUUUCCACAACCAGUGCCAUUGUUGAAACAUCCACAGUUCCUUCAACAAGUACAUCUGUUAUUGGGACUACUACAACACCUGCAGAGCAGACUACAUAUAUUUCAUCAACACCUGAUGCUUCUACUUUGAGCUCCACUGUUUCGGCAUCUUCCACUGCCAAGACUGCCACAGAUGCUCUAACGACAGCUCUUGACAUUAUUACCACAACAGCACCAGCUACAAACUCCCAGAGUACACCUGGCUCAAGUACAAGCACUCUUCCUGAAUUAUCGACAUCAGCAAGUGUUUUUACUCCCACAGUCCCAUUGAGAGAGACCACAUCUGCACAAACACACCCACAAAGUAGUGGUUUCUCAACCGUUACAAACUCCCUGUUUACAACAGAAUAUCCUACAACUGUGCCCACUAGCACUGUGGCCUCAUCAAAUGCUGCAUUCACUUCACCCAUAACAAGUUCACCAUCCUCAAGUGCCACAGCUGCUGCCAAAGCCAUUACUUCAUCCACAACAGAAACUACAGAAGCUGCAACAUCCAUUGCUCCAACUGCUCCAACAACCUUAUCUGAAUCUUCACCAAGUACCAGUGGGACCUCUGCUACAACACCUGCUGAGACAACAACACUGACUAGCAAGAGCAUUGCAAGCACAGAGGAGACUUCCACAACCACCAAUGGUCAACCAAACACAGAGUUUUCCACAACCAGUGCCAUUGUUGAAACAUCCACAGUUCAUUCAACAACUACAUCUGUUAUUGGGACUACUACAACACCUGCAGAGCAGACUACAUCUAUUUCAUCAACACCUGAUGCUUCUACUUUGAGCUCCACUGUUUCGGCAUCUUCCACUGCCAAGACUGCCACAGAUGCUCUAACGACAGUUCUUGACAUUAUUACCACAACAGCACCAGCUACAAACUCCCAAAGUACACUUGGCUCAAGUACAAGCACUCUCCCUGAAAUAUCGACAUCAGCAAGUGUUUUUACUCCCACAGUCCCAUUGACAGAGACCACCACUGCACAAACACACCCACAAAGUAGUGGUUUCUCAACCGUUACAAACUCCCUGUUUACAACAGAAAAUCCAACAACUGUGCCCACUAGCACUGUGGCCUCAUCAAAUGCUGCAUUCACUUCACCCAUAACAAGUUCACCAUCCUCAAGUGCCACAGCUGCUGCCAAAGCCAUUACUUCAUCCACAACAGAAACUACAGAAGCUGCAACAUCCAUUGCUCCAACUGCUCCAACAACCUUAUCUGAAUCUUCACCAAGUACCAGUGGGACCUCUGCUACAACACCUGCUGAGACAACAACACUGACUAGCAAGAGCAUUGCAAGCACAGAGGAGACUUCCACAACCACCAAUGGUCAACCAAACACAGAGUUUUCCACAACCAGUGCCAUUGUUGAAACAUCCACAGUUCCUUCAACAACUACAUCUGUUAUUGGGACUACUACAACACCUGCAGAGCAGACUACAUAUAUUUCAUCAACAUCUGAUGCUUCUACUUUGAGCUCCACUGUUUCGGCAUCUUUUACUGCCAAGACUGUCACAGAUGCUCUAACGACAGCUCUUGACAUUAUUACCACAACAGCACCAGCUACAAACUCCCAUAGUAUACCUGGCUCAAGUACAAGCACUCUUCCUGAAUUAUCGACAUCAGCAAGUGUUUCUACUCCCACAGUCCCAUUGACAGAGACCACCACUGCACAAACACACCCACAAAGUAGUGGUUUCUCAACCGUCACAAACUCCCUGUUUACAACAGAAAAUCCAACUGUGCCCACUAGCACUGUGGCCUCAUCAAAUGCUGCAUUCACUUCACCCAUAACAAGUUCACCAUCCUCAAGUGCCACAGCUGCUGCCAAAGCCAUUACUUCAUCCACAACAGAAACUACAGAAGCUGCAACAUCCAUUGCUCCAACUGCUCCAACAACCUUAUCUGAAUCUUCACCAAGUACCAGUGGGACCUCUGCUACAACACCUGCUGAGACAACAACACUGACUAGCAAGAGCAUUGCAAGCACAGAGGAGACUUCCACAACCACCAAUGGUCAACCAAACACAGAGUUUUCCACAACCAGUGCCAUUGUUGUAACAUCCACAGUUCUUUCAACAACUACAUCUGUUAUUGGGACUACUACAACACCUGCAGAGCAGACUACAUAUAUUUCAUCAACACCUGAUGCUUCUACUUUGAGCUCCACUGUUUCGGCAUCUUCCACUGCCAAGACUGCCACAGAUGCUCUAACGACAGUUCUUGACAUUAUUACCACAACAGCACCAGCUACAAACUCCCAAAGUACACUUGGCUCAAGUACAAGCACUCUCCCUGAAAUAUCGACAUCAGCAAGUGUUUUUACUCCCACAGUCCCAUUGACAGAGACCACCACUGCACAAACACACCCACAAAGUAGUGGUUUCUCAACCGUUACAAACUCCCUGUUUACAACAGAAAAUCCAACAACUGUGCCCACUAGCACUGUGGCCUCAUCAAAUGCUGCAUUCACUUCACCCAUAACAAGUUCACCAUCCUCAAGUGCCACAGCUGCUGCCAAAGCCAUUACUUCAUCCACAACAGAAACUACAGAAGCUGCAACAUCCAUUGCUACAACUGCUCCAACAACCUUAUCUGAAACUUCACCAAGUACCAGUGGGACCUCUGCUACAACACCUGCUGAGACAACAACACUGACUAGCAAGAGCAUUGCAAGCACAGAGGAGACUUCCACAACCACCAAUGGUCAACCAAACACAGAGUUUUCCACAACCAGUGCCAUUGUUGAAACAUCCACAGUUCCUUCAACAACUACAUCUGUUAUUGGGACUACUACAACACCUGCAGAGCAGACUACAUAUAUUUCAUCAACACCUGAUGCUUCUACUUUGAGCUCCACUGUUUCGGCAUCUUCCACUGCCAAGACUGCCACAGACACUCUAACGAGAGCUCUUGACAUUAUUACCACAACAGCACCAGCUACAAACUCCCAGAGUACACCUGGCUCAAGUACAAGCACUAUUCCUGAUUUAUUGACAUCAGCAAGUGUUUCUACUGCCACAGUCCCAUUGACAGAGACCACCACUGCACAAACACACCCACAAAGUAGUGGUUUCUCAACAGUCCCAAACUCCCCAUCAACAGCAGAAUUAUCUAAAACUGUGCCCAACAGUGCUACUAGCUCAAUUGCUUCCUCUUCAUUUUUAGCUAAUAAUGAAUUAACAAAAAUGCCCACUGCUCCUACAACCAUCAUCAGUAGUCCAUCAGAAUCACCACCUGUAUCUAAACCUUCUAUUUCCAAAACAACAACAAUUGAUAAAACAUCUGUCACUUCAGGCAAUUCAGGUACUACUAUUUUGUCUUCCACCGCUUUUAGAAUAUUUACAGGUACUUUGAAAAGUAACACAACAGCUCAAACAGCACCUGCUGUUCCAGGAACAAAGCCAGUAUUUUCAACCUUUACAGCUGGUACUGGUUCUUUUACCAUUACUGAACAAACAAGCCCAACUGCCGCCACACUAACAACAAUUACCCAAAAGGCUACAGGAGAAUUAUUUAAUCCCACAACAAUUACUAACACAAAACCUGUCCAAACAGUACAGCCCCCAACUAAAUUCACCUCUGUACAACAAAACACAGUUUCAUCUGGUCUGGCUACCAUUAUUUUCAGAACAGUUGGGACCACUCCAAUAGAAAUUACAACCAAAAAAUUGUCAACUGUUUCACAGAUAGUGACAAUAACCACCAAAUCAAACAUCACUGUCUCCAAUUCAGAUACAACAUUUUCAAGCACAACUGUGCCAGUUAAUUCAUCAAUAGUAACAGCUUCUAGAACAACAAUUUUUGAAGACAAAACUAAUGUUGCUAAAACUGCUACGGUUACAAAGCCAACAUCUACUCUGCAAUAUCCAAAAUCUACCAUCAGUCUUUCGACAAUUACAUCUUUACCCACAGCUAGGGUAACAGCAGAAGCAACAACAAAUUACCAGACUGGAAAGUUGUUUACCAGCAUGUCGACAUCCACCUCAGCAGCAGUUACAAAUGCUCCACCAAAACCUGCUACUGAAGUCAUGAGUCCAAAGCCUGCAACCACAACCAGUGCUGCCCCAACAACAGUAUCGUCCACUGCAGUAAUGAGUAAAAUGUGUUUCUUUACAGUCAUUGCACUCACCAUGAUUUCAUUAUUGGUGUGAGACAAUAGCAAACAUUUGACUUUGUAAUCACCAUGAAUUAUCAAAUAAUAAUCAUAAACCUGAAGUCCAUGUAAUUUUUCACUUUCAUUUGCUGAUUUGCUUUAUGAAAUAUUUAUACUGUUGUUUUUCCUAUUUAAAUAUUUAUUAUUUGAGAUUGCAUAUUUUAGGUUUAAGAUCCAUUCCAUUCUUCACUAAUUUAUACAUGGGAUUUUCAGAUUAACAGCUAAUAAAAUUGUAAUUCUGUAGUUUUCUUUGAGUAAAAUCUUGGUGAUGGAUGUGUAUCAAAGGAAAUUGUCACUAAGUUAUUUUAAAUUAUUUUGGAAGCUAUGUCUGUUUUAGUUUAGUUUUAUAUUGAUAUAUAUUGGUGUUUGGUUCUAUUAAUUAUGAAAUAUCAAUAAAGCAUCAAAUACAAUACUUGG